Molecule: messenger RNA, 456 nt
Organism: Blepharisma stoltei
Lineage: Eukaryota; Ciliophora; Heterotrichea; Heterotrichida; Blepharismidae
Source: the annotation of a GenBank genome assembly
AUGUCGCGAACAAUACUCGACACUGAACCUGGCUACUGGGAAAAUGCCUUCAAGCUCUGGCAUACAAGCUACAAGGACUCAAAAUUCAGAAGCGGACUCAUUCAUAGAAGCCAUUUAUGGGGAGAAGUUGAUUCUCAUGAUUUGAAGUACGUCACAUCAGCCCCAUCAACCAAAAGACAAGAGGCCAGACUUUAUGCCCCACCUAGAGGUAUUCCAUACCCACGAGAGUGCGCAAAACAAAUUAAUAAACUGGUCCAAUGCAAAGCUAGCUACGGAGUUCACAGCCCUGCUGAUGAUGUUCCUCAAUGCAAUCAAUGGAAAGGUGUUAUUUUUGAAGAAUGCCCUCACUGGGUUGUAGAGAAUUUAGCUCUGAAGAAAAAAGUUGCGAAGAGAUAUGAAGAUAUAGACAAUCUCACUUAUCAGAGAGCUAUGGAGAUAUCAGACUAUAAUAAGUAA